Messenger RNA from Coniophora puteana RWD-64-598 SS2, 3625 nucleotides. RefSeq names its product beta and beta-prime subunits of DNA dependent RNA-polymerase. The transcript has 15 exons. Gene Ontology annotation, biological process: DNA-templated transcription. The coding region runs from base 42 to 3473 and encodes 1143 amino acids. Gene Ontology annotation, molecular function: ribonucleoside binding; DNA-directed RNA polymerase activity; DNA binding. The record is from RefSeq and is a predicted model, not a curated record. Gene Ontology annotation, cellular component: RNA polymerase III complex. NCBI's taxonomy places the organism in Eukaryota, Fungi, Basidiomycota, Agaricomycetes, Boletales, Coniophoraceae.
CGAAAGACCUUUAUCACAAAAAUAUUAUCUUCUCGCUGAGGAUGGGUACCGCAGAUGACGAAGAACAUGAUUGGGAGCAGCUGAACCAGACAAAUUGGCGCGGCUUAGGGGUUACAGAUCCAAUCAAAAAUGUCGAGGACAAAUGGCUUCUCCUACCCGCCUUUCUCAAGGUUAAGGGUCUAGUAAAACAGCACAUCGAUUCGUUCAACUAUUUCGUCGAUGUCGAUAUCAAGAACAUCGUCAAGGCAAAUAACAAGGUGACUUCGGACGUAGACCCGCGCUUCUGGCUCAAAUACACCGACAUUCAUGUCGGUUUCCCAGACCGUACCGACUUAGACGCAAUCGACAAGAGUAUCACUCCGCAUGAGUGCCGCCUCCGUGAUAUCACCUACAGCGCUCCGAUCCUUGUAACCAUCCAGUACACUCGCGGCAAGAAUGUGGUCAAGAGGCCCAACGUCAAUAUUGGUCGUUUGCCGAUCAUGCUGCGCAGCAGCAAGUGUAUACUGACCGGAAAGAGCGAGGCCCAACUGGCUCGCAUGACAGAGUGCCCUCUGGACCCUGGAGGAUACUUUGUGGUCAAAGGCACCGAGAAAGUUAUUCUCGUCCAGGAGCAGCUGAGCAAGAACCGCAUCAUUGUAGAGACGGAUCCGGUCAAAGGAGUCGUACAGUCAUCGUGUACUUCGUCCACUCACGGUGGUUUGAAGUCGAAGACAUAUGUAGCAACAAAGAAAGGCAAAAUCUAUCUUCGUCACAACUCCAUUCAUGAGGACGUUCCUAUAGUUAUUGCCCUCAAAGCUCUUGGUAUCCAGUCUGACAAGGAGAUCCUACUUCUCACUGCUGGCAAUACUGAGGCUUAUAAACUCGCGUUUUCUGCAAACUUAGAGGAUGCCGCCAGGCUGGGCGUUUUCACCAGACAUCAGGCUUUGGAAUGGAUCGGGACGCGUGUCAAGGUAAACCGAAAAGUUGUGGGUCCCCGACGACCUGCAUGGGAAGAGGCACUAGAAGCUCUGGCGACCAUCGUUCUAGCUCACGUCCCAGUCAACGGACUUGAUUUUAGACCCAAGGCCAUAUUCGUGGCCACCAUGACUCGGCGAGUUUUGAUGUGUAUGGACGACGAAAAAAUGGUUGAUGACCGAGACUAUGUUGGAAAUAAGCGCCUUGAACUUGCGGGCCAACUGCUCGCCUUAUUGUUUGAAGACCUGUUCAAAACUUUCAACACGAAUUUGAAGUCGGCCAUCGAUAAGGUCUUGAAGAAGCCUUCUCGGACGAACGAGUUCGAUGCUUUCAACACCAUGCAAUUUCAAGGAGACCACAUUACUUCCGGCUUCGUUCGUGCGAUCUCUACGGGGAACUGGUCGCUGAAACGUUUCAAGAUGGAGCGCGCAGGCGUCACGCACGUGCUCAGCAGGCUCAGCUUCAUUUCGGCUUUGGGUAUGAUGACCCGGAUAUCCUCACAGUUCGAAAAGACGCGCAAAGUCAGCGGACCCCGUGCCUUACAGCCCAGUCAGUGGGGCAUGCUGUGCCCAAGUGAUACUCCUGAAGGCGAGGCUUGCGGACUAGUCAAGAAUUUGGCCCUGAUGACACACAUUACCACGGAUGUCGAAGAGGAACCGAUAAUUCGGAUAGCAUACAUGUUAGGAGUUGAAGACAUCAGUUUAGCUUCCGGGACGGAGAUAUACGGGCCACAUACGUUCGUGGUUAACGUAAACGGUACGAUCAUUGGCUUAACAAGGUACCCCACACGCUUCGUGACGAACUUCCGGAGACUUCGCAGAGCGGGCCGCUUUAGCGAAUUCGUGGGCGUAUAUGUGAAUCAUCACCACCGGACCGUUCACAUCGCCAGCGACGGUGGCCGGAUAUGCCGCCCGAUGAUUAUCGUGGAGGAUGGCAGGCCAAGAGUUAACUCUGGACAUAUCUCGCUACUCAAACAAGGACAUCUCUCAUUCGAUGACUUCCUCCGACAAGGCUUGGUCGAGUAUCUUGAUGUGAACGAGGAGAACGACUCCUAUAUCGCGUUGUAUGAGUCCGACAUCGUCGCAACGACCACGCACCUCGAGAUCGAACCCUUUACAAUCCUUGGUGCCGUUGCCGGCCUCAUUCCAUACCCGCACCACAAUCAAUCUCCACGAAAUACGUACCAAUGUGCCAUGGGUAAACAAGCUAUAGGUGCCAUUGGGUACAACCAAUUCAACCGCAUCGACACGCUUCUGUAUCUGUCUGUUUAUCCUCAACAACCGAUGGUCAAGACGAAAACAAUUGAACUCAUUGGGUACGACCGUCUACCUGCCGGACAAAAUGCCACCGUGGCCGUCAUGAGCUACUCCGGCUACGAUAUUGAAGAUGCCCUUAUCCUUAAUAAGGCCAGUCUCGAUCGUGGCUAUGGUAGAUGUCAGGUCCUACGCAAGAAUGCAACUCUGAUACGUAAAUAUCCCAACGGCACCUUCGAUCGGUUGGCCGAUGCACCUCUAGAUGACAAUGGACAAAUUCAGAAAAAAUAUGAUAUCAUACAACUAGAUGGACUCGCUGGAGUCGGGGAGCGUGUCGACCCCGGAGAUGUCUAUGUGAACAAACAAACGCCAACGAACGCUAAUGACAACACUUUCACUGGUCAGGCCGCCGCAGUACCCUACAAGAACGCGCCUCUUUCGUACAAGUCACCUGUUGCUGGUUAUAUUGACAAGCUCAUGGUCAGCGACACGGAGAACGACCAAACACUCAUCAAAGUUCUGAUCCGUCAAACACGAAGGCCGGAGCUUGGUGACAAAUUCUCGUCUCGCCACGGACAAAAAGGCGUAUGUGGUUUGAUCGUGAAUCAGGAGGACAUGCCCUUCAAUGAUCAGGGCAUCAACCCAGAUACGAUUAUGAAUCCCCAUGGUUUCCCCUCUCGUAUGACUGUCGGCAAAAUGAUAGAGCUGUUGAGUGGCAAGGCCGGUGUCCUCAGUGGGAAGCUCCAAUACGGGACAGCAUUUGGUGGCUCCAAGGUCGAAGACAUGUCACGAAUCUUGAUCGAGCACGGCUUCAGUUAUGCUGGGAAGGACAUGCUCACUAGUGGUAUAACGGGCGAGCUGCUAGAAGCAUACGUCUAUUUUGGACCGAUUUAUUACCAGAAAUUGAAACAUAUGGUCAUGGACAAGAUGCAUGCUCGAGCCAGAGGCCCGCGAGCAACGCUUACCAGGCAGCCUACGGAGGGCCGCUCCCGCGAAGGAGGCUUGCGUCUCGGCGAAAUGGAGCGCGACUGCCUCAUCGGUUAUGGUGCUACUCAACUGUUGCUCGAACGUCUAAUGAUCUCCUCGGAUAAAUUCGAGGUUAAUGCCUGCCAGGAAUGUGGCUUGAUGGGAUAUAACGGCUGGUGUCCAUACUGCAAAAGCUCGAAGCAGAUGGCCAAACUCACUAUACCAUACGCGGCUAAAUUGCUGUUCCAAGAGCUGAUGGCUAUGAACGUAGUCCCCAGGCUGAUCCUGGAUGAUGCUUAACUGUGACGUCGGUUUUCUUUCUCUUUCUACUUUUUUGCAUUGUCUGUAGCACUGCAUGUAUCACUAACGCAUAUCACGCAUAAAAGUUAUUUUUCUUUAGCAUAGAUAAUUUCAUCUGACGACUCAAAGCACAAGCGUUCUGUAUUCGACGC